This is a messenger RNA of Plasmodium berghei ANKA, 2733 nucleotides long. RefSeq names its product conserved Plasmodium protein, unknown function. NCBI's taxonomy places the organism in Eukaryota, Apicomplexa, Aconoidasida, Haemosporida, Plasmodiidae. The record is from RefSeq and is a predicted model, not a curated record. The coding region runs from base 1 to 2733 and encodes 910 amino acids. The transcript has a single exon.
AUGGAAAAUAUAAAUUCCAGAAUUGCUGUUUUGAGGUUUUUAAAACUAAAAAAUAUUUGUUUAUAUAUAAGAAAAGAAACAGGGAAGCAACCCUUCACAAUUUUAAGCAGCAAUCAUAGAGCGUACAAAAAUAUUGGCACUUUUUUUUUGUCUAAUAUUAAAUACAUUAAUAAUAACGAAAAUGAUUAUACUCAAGAUAAAUCGGAUUUCAAACAAAUAUGUGAUUAUUUUCCAAAUAAUAUUAUAAAUAAAAAUGAAAAAAAAGAAUUGUUAAAAAUAGAGGAUUUUUAUUAUUUCAAUGUAUAUUUACUUAAUGACAAAGAGUUUGUAAAUUUUGUGUUAAAAUAUAAUUUUCAUGAAAAUAAAAAUAUAUAUGUCUCUAUACUUAUACAAUUAACAAAAAUAUAUAGUCAACUAACCAUUAAAGAUAUAAUUGAUGUGUUAGGAAAAAUAUUUGAUAAACAUAAAGCGGCAUACUCUCAUAUUCCCAUUAAUGGCGAAGAUAUCUCAAAUUUAUAUUCACAUAUAUGUAAUAACAUAACUAAGCUUAAUAAUUUGCAACUUAUUAAAUUUUUAAAAUGUUGUUCUUAUACUACUGUUCAAUAUCCUCAUGAAGUUAUUAUAUAUAUAAUGAAAAUUAUUUUGUCAAAAAAUUUAGAUUCUUUUAAUUUAUCAUCUAUUCAUGAUAUAUGCAACAGCCUCGUUAAAAUUAAAAAUCAUUUUAAAAUUAACAAAAUAUAUUAUGAUCAUAAACUUCAAAUUAAUUUACAUUCAUAUUUACAAAACAAAUUGCUAAAUGCUACUAUGGAACAGUUUUUUCAAAAUUUACCCAUAUAUAUAAGUGUAGAAAAGGAUAUACAAAAAAUUAUGAGCAAAAAUGAAAACCAUCUUUCGGAUCCUAUAACAAUAAAAAAUGAUUCUAAUAUAAUACCAGCCUCUUCAUUAUGUGAAAAACUAAUCAAUUUUGAAAAAGGAGAUUCACUAGCUAGAUAUGGUAACUUUGUAGUUAAUCAGGAAAAACUUUUGUCAUUGAAACAAAAAUGGAAAUUAAUAUUUUUAAAUAAAAUAAAUGAAAUAAAUGGAAAGUAUGUUUUAGAAGCAGUUAGUAUAUACAAAUGGCUAGAUCUUAAAGACUCAUCUCUUUUUACACAUAUUUGUGAAAUAUUUGUAAAGAAUAUUUUGUUAUUCGAUUCAAAAUAUAUAGUUCGUUUUUUUCGAAAAUGUCAUAGUUUAAAAUUUGAAAAAAAAAAUAUUUAUUCGAAUAAUAAUAUGAACAAGUCAGGUGAAAACGUGUAUAAUAAAAUAAAAACAGAAAAUGAAAUAAAUUUAGAAAACGAGGAAGAAAUUAAUGAAAAAAAAUCAAACAAAUCUAAUUUUCAAACUAUUGAGCAAGAAGAUGUAGGUACAAAUUUGUUGUUAAAUAUUAUUAAUGAGAAAAUAUAUAAAAUGGAUAUACAUGAACUGAAUGCUGUUACUUAUGGUAUAUAUGCAUUUAUAGAAAACAUGAAACAAUUUUCUAAUUUAGCAAUUCUAAAAAAUAAUAUGAAUCUUCUUUUUUCAAUGUCUUCUCAAUAUAUUAGAAACUACAUAAAUAAAGAAGUCUGCACACAACCAAAGAAAUUGCUAAAUAGCAAAAUAUAUGAACAAAAUGAAAUAAACACAAGUGAAUUCAAAACUAUAAUGAAAGAAAAUACAAUAAUAGAAAAUCUAGAAAAAUCCUAUGAUAUAAAUAUGAAUACAGAGUAUAUGUAUAUAUCAUCAAAUAGUAUAUAUUUGAACAAAUAUAAAGAACCUCAUCAUCACGUUUUCAAUUAUAAUAACAAAAAUGGUUAUAAUUAUUCAGAAACCAGAAAUAUAAAAUAUGUAAGCGAUGUAUUACUUAAUAUAAGUUAUUUUAAUAUAAGUAAAAAUCAUAAAAAAAUAAAAGAAAUUUAUGAAUGCAUAAAUAAAUUAAUUAUAAACAAUAAUGUAAAUGAAGAUGCUAACAGUUUGCUAAGCUUAUUAAUGUGCCUUUCGAAUUUAUAUUUCAAAACAUAUGAUAAUUAUAUUUUUGAUAUAUAUAAAAAUAUAAUAGAUAUAUUAGAUAAUGAAAAGGCUCAAAUUAAUGGCCAUCAUUUUAAUAAGCUAUCUUUUGCUAUAUCUCCAAUACUUAAUGAAGAAAAUAAACUUAUUCAAAAAUAUUCUGACUUUUUAACAUUUUUUGUUCAAGCAAAAAUUGUACCUUUACGUUCAUGUGUUUUUUUAUUACAAAAUAUAAUGAAAAAUCUUAAAAUUAAACUAAAUGACCAAUUAAGUAAUCUCAAAUUAGCAAUAAUAAAUAGAAUAUAUUUAUUUAUGAAAGAAUCCCAUGAAUAUUCAGAAACAUUACCCGAAACAUCAAGUUACAACGACAUUAACAAUAAUGAAAAUUCAAAAAAUAGUUAUACUAUUACUAGUCAUGACAAUAAUAAUUCUGACUAUGUUCAGGCAAAUUUUAAAAAUUUUUUAUUGCUUCAUUCAAUUAAUGAAAAUACCUUAAUAUGCAUAGUUGCCAGCUUAUCUCUUAUAAUACAGCAAUCAAAAUAUGGAUCGAAAAAUAAGGAUGAUGCUAUUAUCCUUCUUCAAAAUAUUAUUUCUUACAUUCCGAUUAAUUUAUUUCAAAAAUUUCCAAAAAAACACAUUCACACUGAACUUCUUCAAGCGAUUUUACCUGAGCAUGAUCAGGUAAAACAGAUUCUUCUUAGUAAAAUGUAG